Molecule: messenger RNA, 3332 nt
Organism: Cuscuta epithymum
Lineage: Eukaryota; Viridiplantae; Streptophyta; Magnoliopsida; Solanales; Convolvulaceae
Source: the annotation of a GenBank genome assembly
CUCGUAAGCCCAAAAGAGUCCAUUGGUUUCACAAUUUCAUUUAUGCAUCAAUCCAUUCCCAAUCACUCGGAUUGAAGCAGCAACAACUCAAGCUUUUUUUUUAAAAAAUCCUUUUAGGACUCUAUCUUUCUGAAGUCCUUGCUAGAAUCAAUUGCCAGAAGAGAAACUAUUUAUUAGGAGUUUUCGAAAUUUGUCUCCUGCUACGAUCCUAAUCCUUAAACCUGCGGCCAGCCUUUACAUGCCAAGUUCAACUGUGAUUCAAAUUCUUCCAGCAACUUGUAUAAAUACCACCCUUAGCCGUCCACCUUUUUCACACGCAUAUUCAUUGCUCUGUUUUAGAAGCCCAGCCGGUGGAUAGCAACAAAGAAAAAUAGGUAGAUUUCUAUUUAAAUCAAUCUUAAUUUCCCUGUCUUUUAUUUUAUACUUUUGCAGGGGAAAUUCGUUAGAAACAGAGCUCAAGAUAUUGCUGGCCGGAGUUUUGGUUGACGCAGCGGACACACGUUUUACAGAGGCUUCUGCUGCUGCGCCUUGGAGAAAGGAGGUCUCUGUUUCUGUUGGUUUGCUGAAGUUGGGAUCAGUUUCUGAUGAUAGUCUUCAGCAAUAUUCUUCUGGUGGUGAGUGGCAGACAGUUUCAAGGAAGGUUGUUGCUGAUUUCUCUCCUACCUGUACGCUUAUUGAAGAAGAAGGCCUGGCCAAGCUUCGAAAUUGAUUUCUGGCCGGAGGAAUCUGCUUUGUUGCUGAGAUCUUUUGAUUUACCUGGGAGAAGAAAGGUCACCGUCGGAGAAGGAGGUCUGGCCGAGCUCGAUGCUGAUUUCCGGCGAGGAGGAGCGACUGAUCGAUUUCUAGCGAGGGUGAUCUGCAGCGGGCUUCUUUUGGUGAUGAGCGGUGGAUCGAGGCUUGGAAGAGGAUUGCUGGUGCCGAUCGCUGGAGAAGGAGAUGAUGUUACUGGUGCUGCGUGCCGGGCUGUUUGUUGCUGAUGGUGGGCCGAUUUAUGUUGCUGGAGCCAUUCGCUGCAGGAAAUUAAUGCUGAGAUCCAAAGUGGCCAGUUCAAUCGCAGGUAGCUGGUUGCUGUGAGAAGGAUGUUGACGCCUCUUGCCGGACUGCUCGUGUUGGAAGCUAGUUGGUGUUGGAAAAGAUUCUAAUGCCUCUUGCAGGACUGCUCGUGUUGGAAGCUAGUUGGUGUUUGGAAGCUAGUUGGUGCUUGGAAGCUAGUUGGUGUUUUAGAAGCUAGUUGGUGUUUUGGAAGCUCGUUGGUGCUUUGGAAGCUAGUUGGUGUCGUCGUUUGAAGGAACCCGCCUUUGUACAUGAGAGCUAGUUGGUGUUUGGCAGAUUGCUCGUGCUCGUGUCGGAUGCCGCGGAAGCUAGUCGGUGUUGAGAGCUAGUUGGCGUCGUCGUUGAAGGAACCAGCCGCUGUACACGAGAGCUAGUUGGUGUUUGGCAGAUUGCUCGUGUCGGAUGCCGCUUAGCCCUUUGUUGGGAUGACACCGAUUUAAGGAAUUAGACCGGUUGCCGAUUGUCGGUGCUGCUUAGCCCUUUGUUGGGAUGGCACCGAUUUGAAGAAUUAGACCGAUUCCCGAUCGUCGCUGCUGCUUAGCCCUUUGUUGGGAUAUUGGCACUGAUCAAGACUCCAAAGACGCCAUUGAUGUUGUCGUUCAAGAAAUCAUUGCUUUUGCUGUCGGCGUCACUUGCUCCGUUGUUGGGAUGGUGGCGUCGUUCAAAGUUCAAGAGACACUACUGUUGCCACUGUUGUCGGUGCCACCUGCUCCGUUAUUGGGAUAGUGGCAUCAUUGUGAAGACGUCGUUUGAAGCUCAACUCAAUCAACUUCCGAUGAGGAGGAGAUCAAAGAAUUCCCAAGCCUGUGCCAUUCAUCUGACUUUUUGCUUUCGGGUAUUGACAAUCUAGUUGGGGCUCAAGGGUUGACAGAUUUGGUUCCGGCCCACGGCACGGGUGAUGAACGGCUGAGCAAGGGAGAAUACAGAUCGGCGGUCCGUCCCCUUCCUGAACUGCCGCCUUGGAUCGAUUGAGAUGCCAGAGUUUGGAAGAUGAUAUUUCAAGAAAACAAUCAGGAAGGAGUUUGAAGUAUUUGCGUGUUAUUUUAUUUUGGGAAAAAGUACAAAUAUACCCUUCUAGUAUGGGUGUGAGAACAAAUAUACCCCUGUUCUAUUUUUCGGAACAAAUAUACCCCUGAAGUUUAUGUGAAGGUGCAUAUAUACCCCUGAACUCUUAAAAGGUGAAAAAAUACCCCUCAUGUUCAUAUAAAGGAGCAAAUUUAUCCUUAUUGACUUUGAAUAAAUAAAAAGUAAAUUUUACAACACUAAAAAUAAAUUAUACAUUCUAAAGAGUUCGAAAUAAAGAUUUAUUUUUAUGUUAAAAUAUUAAGUCUUUAAUUUUAAAUAGCAAAAUUAUUAUUUUUCCGUUGUAAAUGAAGCACUUGAAAUUCAUAAGUAUUAAUUUUAGACUUGUUGCAAAAUUUGAAAAUUGUUACAUUUUUUUAAAUAACAUUCUUUGAUUUUAUUUAACCUUAAUAAAAAAUAUUACUAUUUUGUAAUCUUGGACUAUUUAUCAUCAUACAAAAAAUGUAAUUUUAUAGUGCAAAGAAUACGAGAAAUUAAUAUAUUUUUUACAAUGCAACACAUAUGUUAACACUUUUCGAAAAGAAUCUUAAAUAUAGAGUAAAUUUUAUACUAACAAUAUUAAAUGGUGAUCUAAAAUUAAUAAAAUGGAGAAUUGGACACAAGUAGUUUUUUAUUUUUAUUUUAUUUUAAAAUUUCAAAUUUAUAAUUUAUUUUUUGUGUUUUUAGAAAUUUAUUUUAUAUAUUUAAAGUCAAUAAGGGUAAAUUUGCUCCUUUAUAGGAAUAUGAGGGGCAUUUUUGCACUUUUUAAAAGUUCAGGGGUAUAUAUGCACUUUCACAUAAACUUCAGGAGUAUAUUUGUUCUAAAAAAUAGAACAUGAGUAUAUUUGUUCCAACACCCAUACUAGAAGGGUAUAUUUGUACCUUUUCCCUUUUAUUUUUAUGGUCUUAUUUUCGUGUUAUGUUUGUUUACGGUGGUUCACUUUUUGUUGAUGACUUUAGUUUUAGGUUUACAAUAAUGAUUGUCAAUUCUGCUACAUAUUAUGUCGUUAGAAGGAUUUAUAUGACCAGGGGUGAUCACAUUACUCUUUCAGGGGUGAUCGUGUCACGCCCCGGACCUACCCGGACACGUCAACAACCCGCCGUACAGUACGAAUAGUCAACCGCAGUCCAACUCGUCCAUACUAUACAAGGCGUCUUGAAUAUCAUUCACAAUAGUACAUCCAUAAACAAUCAUAUUGUAAAAUAAUUAAUUAAAG